AUGUAUAAUAAUACAAGUCCAAUAAGACAUUAGAUAAUUUAAGGUCAUCCAAAUAAGUCAGUAUCUCCAGUUUCAAAGUUUUAAAUAAUGGGAAACCUUCAACCACCUCCUGGAAUGAAAACUGUUCUUAAACCUAAAGUCUAUGAAGUAGUUGAAGUACCUCUUAAUCAUUAUACGUCUGUACCAACAUUCUAAAGUCCUCAAUAAUUGUAAUAUGAUCAAGAGUUGUAAAGAAAGAUUAGAUAAGUGGAAUAGGAAUCUUUUAUUUGUAGAUAGAAAAUUGAAUAAGAUUAAAAAAAUGAUAAAUUUUAACAGCUCAAUGAAAAAAUUAGAUAACAAUAAUUAGAAAUUGAAAGACUUAAAUCAUUUAAUGAUCCAAACCAAAGAUUACUUAAAGAAUAAUGUGAUUAUUAUUUUAAUCAAUCUUAGUAGGCAGAAUUGGAGAAAAAUGUAAGAAAUUAUUAUUCAUAUUCUUUUAUAGGAAUUGAUCGUAAGACUUAAAUAGAAUGAGUAAUAAAUGUAAAAGAUGUAACAAUAGUAAUUUCAUAAUGGUGAGAGAGAUGCUAAAUAUCAUCAGUUACUUAAUGAACAUGAAUAAUUAAAAUAGAAGUAUUAGAUUCUUGAAUCAUAAUCACAAUAAUAAAUAGAUAAAUAAAAAAGUGAUUAUGAUAGAAUCUACAAUUAACAUUUCUCAUAAAUCAAAUAGAAGUAAAUAAUGAAUAAAUUAUUCAAAUAGUUCUGAAAUAAGAAGUAAGUAGUUUGAUGAUUAGAUAAUGAAAUUAUAAGAAGAAUUAGAUAAUGCUAUUAGUGAGGCUGAAGUUUGGAGAUAAAAAUAUCAUAAAGAAGAACUUAAUUAAAUGAAUUAUACAAAAAGAAUUAAUGAAUUAGAAUUGAUUAAUUUACAUCAGAUUAAAGAAAUUGAAAGACUAUAACAAUAAAACAUAAUCAAAUAAUAAGAAAAUGACUCUCUUUAAUAAAAAAUUACUUAUUUAGAAUUCAAUUAUUAGCAAAUCUCAUCUUAAGGAUUAGAUAGUGAAAUUAAAAGACUUAAAGAAUAACUUGAAUGUAGAUAAAGAGAAAUUGAUGAUUUAAAAAGAAGAAAUACUGAAAUUGAACAAAAUGUUCUUAAAUUGAAAGAUCAUGAAAUUUAAAUGGAAAUUAUUAAAUAAAGAGUAUAAAUAUUCAUAUUAUAUGUAGAAUUAAUCAUUUGAGAAUUAAUUGUAAGAAUCUGAUAGAUUUAAACAUCAAUAUACUUCUUAACUUAUUGAAUUAGACGAAUUACGCAAUAAAUCUAUGAGAUUGGAGAAUUGUGUUAAUGAUCUUAGAAGAAAUGAAUAUAGAUAAUAAGCAGAAAUAAAUAGAUUAAAUGAUUUAGUAAGAGUCAAGGAUGAAGAGAUCAAUAAAGUAUAAAUAGACUAUAAAAAAAAUAUGGCUAAUAUGACUUAACAAAUGAAUUCUUUCAGAUCAUUAUUGUAAUCAAAAUUAUAUAUAUCUAUCAUAGUGAAAGAGACAUUGAUACAUUGAAUAUGAAUAGAAAUAGAUAGGAUAUGGAAAAUAAAGAAUUCAUUGAUUAAAAAAUUGAGUAAUUAAUUGAUGAGCUGAAUCUGGUUAAAAAAGAUAGAGAAUAAUUAUAAUUGGCUUGUUCUCAAUUAACUUAGACUAAACUUGGUUUAGAAAAUAGAAUCAUUGUUUUAUAAGGAGAAAUUGAUAGAUUAAAUUAAUUAGUUAAAACACAAAACAAUGAAAUUAAUCAUCACUUACAAACAUUAGAAUUAUAGAAUGAUUAAAUUGAAUAAUUUAGACAAUAAAAUGAACUUUUCAAAAAAGAGAUGGAUGUAAUCAAAUUUUAUUAUUUUAGCUUUUUAAAACGAAUUCUAAUUCAAACUUCUUUUUAACAGGAUCAUAAAAAAAGUUUGAUUUUGUUCCAAAUCAACAUUCAGAUUCUAACUGGAAUUGA
Messenger RNA from Paramecium sonneborni, 1957 nucleotides. The record is from the annotation of a GenBank genome assembly. NCBI's taxonomy places the organism in Eukaryota, Ciliophora, Oligohymenophorea, Peniculida, Parameciidae.